Danaus plexippus (monarch butterfly) is the source of this 933-nucleotide messenger RNA. It is a transcript of the gene CHOp24, whose product is annotated as transmembrane emp24 domain-containing protein 2. The record is from RefSeq and is a predicted model, not a curated record. The coding region runs from base 135 to 758 and encodes 207 amino acids. Gene Ontology annotation, cellular component: COPII-coated ER to Golgi transport vesicle; Golgi apparatus; endoplasmic reticulum-Golgi intermediate compartment. Lineage: Eukaryota; Metazoa; Arthropoda; Insecta; Lepidoptera; Nymphalidae. The transcript is spliced from 4 exons. Gene Ontology annotation, biological process: Golgi organization; intracellular protein transport; endoplasmic reticulum to Golgi vesicle-mediated transport.
UCAUGUGUCAUUACGUGGCCUAGCCAAGGUUCAGAAUAAAUCCAAUAGAAACGAAAAUAAGCCGCUGUUAUAUAAAUAACACAAUAUAUUAAACGUUACUUUUAGAAAUUGUUAAGUAUACAUCCUUAAACAAAAUGUUUUAUUCUGGUAAAUUACUAUGGAUCGUUUCAUUAUAUCUUUCCACAUUAUUAUCCCUAACAAACUGCUACACGAUUACGGUGGAUGCACACGCCGAAGAAUGCUUUUUCGAAAAUGUUGAGGCCGAUACUAAAAUCGGAUUAACAUUCGAAAUCGCUGAAGGUGGUUUCCUAGAUAUAGACGUAAAGAUCACAGGACCGAAUGGAGAGGUGAUAUACCGUGGGGACAGGGAGACUUCCGGCAUGUACACAUUCUCAGCAACCACUUCAGGCAGAUAUACUUACUGUUUCAGCAACCAAAUGUCUACUAUGACUCCAAAGGUUGUGAUGUUUAACCUGGAGGUAGGCGAUGCCCCAAAUAAAAACACUGGAGAAAAAGAGGAGGAAGCUAACCACAAUAAGUUGGAGGACAUGAUUAAAGAGUUGAGCACUACCUUGAAGACUGUCAAACAUGAACAAGAAUAUAUGCAGGUUCGUGAUCGCAUCCACAGAGAAAUCAAUGAGAGCACAAACUCCCGUGUGGUCAUGUGGUCUAUUUUCGAGGCUUCAGUAUUACUUGUGAUGACCCUCGGACAAGUCUACUACCUCAAGAGGUUCUUUGAAGUUCAAAGGGUCGUCUAAUGACAAUGUCGUCAUUGGUUUUUAAUAUUUUAUAUUGUGAACUGAGGUAACAAACUCUUCAGUCAGUGUCGUGUAUUUUGAUGUGGAUGCUAAAUAUAAUUUAUAAAGAAUCUUUUGUGUCACCAUCACUGAUAACAGAAAUUUUACAAUAAAAGCCUUUAGUGGAUUGCUAUAA